AUGGCAGAUUACGCUUCCGACUCCUCUGAGGGAGAAUUUACAGAAACAAAUGUCCUCCUCGGAUAUACUUCUAAAGAAGCUGAGGAGGAUACUAUAAGCAAGCUGGGAGGCACUCCGGACUGGCUCGACGCAGACAAAGCCCCUUCAGCUGCGCUGGCAAGAUGCAAGGUCUGCAAAGAUAUGAUGGCCUUGCUGCUGCAGCUAAACGGCGAACUCCCCGAGAAAUUCCCCUCCCACGAGCGGCGGUUAUACGUUUUCGCAUGCCGUAGAGCGACAUGUCGGCGCAAGGCGGGCAGCAUUCGCGCCCUGAGGGGAGUGAGAGUUUGGAAGGACGCUGCCGGGACGACGAUACCACAAGUUGAAGAAAAGGUGCUAGAAAAGAAGACUGAGCCAGAGGAGAAGAAGAAGGAUGGGCCGGGCCUGGGGGAGUCGCUCUUUGGAGCGAAGCCUCUGGGAGCUGCUGGUGGAAAUCCAUUUUCCAGUGGCGCAAAUCCUUUUGGUUCUUCAGCAAGCAAUCCUUUUAGCUCUUCUUCUUCGUCCAAUCCGUUUUCAAGCCAGCCAGCCAAACCAGCCGCUACACCAGCAGAGAAGCCUGCUGCCGCUCCUGCUCCUGCUUCAGACAACAACCUCUCCAAGACCUUUGCUGAGACUCUGGCAAUAAACAACAACACCCCCCCUUCGGGGCCGCCACCUCCCGCCGAGCCAUGGCCUGAAAAGGCUUCGCAACCUACCCCUUACCCGACCCUCUUCCUCUCCGACGCAGACUACGAAACCCUCGACGAAACCCCCAUGAAGACACCGGCUAACGUGAGCAUGGCUGAUGCCGACGCCCCAGAGCCUUCUGCCCUUGAUCGCGAGGCGUUCGAAUCAGCCAUGGACGCCACGUUUCAGAAAUUCGCCGACCGGAUGGCCCAGAAUCCCGAGCAGUGCAUCCGUUACGAGUUUGGCGGCGCGCCGCUGCUGUAUUCUAAGACGGACGCCAUUGGCGAUCUCUUGACCAAGCGGACCAUGCCGGGAUGCCCCAACUGUGGUGGUAGAAGGACAUUUGAGGUGCAAUUGACGCCAAAUGCUAUUACCGAGCUGGAGGAAGAUGACUUGAGCUUGGAUGGCAUGGAGUGGGGGACGAUUAUCGUCGGUGUGUGCGAGAGGGACUGCUCGCUGAGACAUACUGCUGUUGAGGAAGCGGGCUAUUUGGAGGAAUGGGCGGGUGUUCAGUGGGAGGAGCUGUCGAAGAACAAAUAA
Trichoderma atroviride IMI 206040 is the source of this 1242-nucleotide messenger RNA. RefSeq lists its product as uncharacterized. Gene Ontology annotation, biological process: maturation of SSU-rRNA. The record is from RefSeq and is a predicted model, not a curated record. NCBI's taxonomy places the organism in Eukaryota, Fungi, Ascomycota, Sordariomycetes, Hypocreales, Hypocreaceae.